This is a messenger RNA of Liolophura sinensis, 715 nucleotides long. RefSeq lists its product as uncharacterized. NCBI's taxonomy places the organism in Eukaryota, Metazoa, Mollusca, Polyplacophora, Chitonida, Chitonidae. The coding region runs from base 22 to 558 and encodes 178 amino acids. The transcript is spliced from 2 exons. The record is from RefSeq and is a predicted model, not a curated record.
CAGAAUCGAGAUGGAGAUUCGAUGCUGACGACAGGUGGACCAGCUCCACGGACAGAAGCAGGGCGUAGCGGUGAAGUGGACACGCCAGUUCUAAGGAACCCUUUCUUGGACAGGAUAACAUUGAACAAACUCGGCCUAUACCCUCAGCAGUAUCCGGAUUUUCUGAAGGAUGAAACCAUUCGAAGUCGAAUUCUGGACAUUGAAUCAAAAUCUAACGACACCGUUGUGCAUCUGGUCAGGACCGUGGCGACGCUGGAACGCUGGAUGUGGUACAAGUACGACGAAUGUCGCCGGAUUGAAGACCUUCCAGCAAAGACUCUGGACAAAUACUUAGAGGAGUUUUAUCCACUCUUGAGGAAACCAAGCGGUGAAGACUACACCCCUGAUGCCUUCUCUAAUUUCCGUUACUACGUUGAACGGUUUCUUAAGAUGCACAAAUACCCACAUUCUGUGUCAAAGUCCCACGCGUUUCUCAAAAGCUCGCUAUCAUUUAGACGUGCAAGAAAGGCUAUAGCUCUUAGGCGUGAACAACGCAAUGCGAAAGCUCAAAAGUUCUAGCCGAUAAGGCAGAGUCUGUGCUUUGUGCAUCUAUCAACAUUCCACAAGGAGCACGAGCGACGUGAUUAACGACUCAUCAUCCUGUCGAAACGUAUCUGACUCCACAGCGUAGAAUAGUUGUCUGUUUGAGCUUGUGUUAUAUCUUGGUGCAAAAUAA